AUGAUAUACGGGUCUGGUUGUCUUGGAGGUGCAACUGAUGUUUGUGCUACAGUGGCUGAAGUUGGUCUAUCUUACACACUUGGAAUUAUUCCUGGAUACUCUUUUGGAGAUGCAAACACCUGCUCCACAAUAUUCUCCUGCCCGUUGGGUACGACAUCACAAGUGAAACUACCAAUUACUGGCAAUAUUGUUCCUGGUCCGCCACUUGUCAUCGCAUGGUGUCAAGAAACUGGAGCAAAUGCUGGAACUUGGUAUUAUGGUAUACCUCCAGCUGUCAUACCAGUCGAAAUUGUGGCAACACAAUGUCAAGGAAUUGUUUCUGGGUAA
Molecule: messenger RNA, 327 nt
Organism: Caenorhabditis remanei
Lineage: Eukaryota; Metazoa; Nematoda; Chromadorea; Rhabditida; Rhabditidae
Exons: 2
Coding region: 1-327 (108 amino acids)
Source: RefSeq, a predicted model, not a curated record